AUGGGCUGUUUUUCUAGUUCAGGAAGACACACUCUUCCUAAAAGUGAAGCAAGCAACACACCAUCUCAAGUCGUCCAUACAAAAGAGGACAUUAAGAUUGAUGCAUCUAUGUUUGUCGGCCACCGAAGUGGUCAAGUUUUGGAGCACUAUAAAAUUGGUCAAAAAAUCGGCUCCGGUGCUUUUGGCUGUGUGAGAAUUGGCACUCAUAUCGCAACAGGCCAAAAAAGAGCAAUUAAAACGAUUCACAAAGAAAGCAUCAGCGAAGACCUCACCGAAAGAGCAAAAUUUUUCACAGAAGUUGACAUUCUCCGAAGAGCCGAUCACCCAAACAUCGUUAAACUGUAUGAGUUCUACGAGGACGAAAAGUAUUUUCACAUCGUCACCGAAUUUCUCCAAGGAGGAGAACUAUUCGAUUAUAUCAUCAAAAAUAAGAUGCUUUCUGAAAGAGCUGCAGCUAUAUUUAUGCGACAAAUUUUAAGUGCAGUCGCUUACUGCCAUUUGAACAAUAUUGUGCAUAGAGACUUAAAACCAGAAAAUUUAUUGCUCGAAAACGACGCUCCACAGCCAAAUUUAAAAGUAAUUGACUUUGGGACGUGUGCAAUUUUUGACCCUUCUCGUCAUAUGACAAAAAAAUAUGGGACUGCUUAUUAUAUUGCUCCAGAAGUUUUGAGAAAGGACUACGAUGAGAAAUGCGAUAUUUGGAGCUGUGGAGUUAUUUUGUAUAUUUUACUGAGUGGGAAGCCACCGUUUUAUGGGAGAACUGACAGAGAUAUAUUGAAAAUGGUAGAAAAAGGGGAAUAUUCCAUGCGAGGGACGAUUUGAACAACAAUUUCACAAGGAGCUAAACAUCUUAUAAGCAGAAUGCUGGAUUAUAACCCUAAAAAUCGAAUUUCUGCAAGGGAAGCUUUAAUGGAUGACUGACUUGCACAGAACUGUGCAGUUAGCCCUUCAGCGCAAUCAAUCCCUUUGGCAUCUUUAGACAACUUAAAAGCUUUUAGGGCUGAGCAAAAGCUUCAACAUGCUGUUUUAACAUUUAUUGCUUCUCAAUUAUUACAGAAUGAAGACUCCAAACAACUCUCUGAAGCAUUCAGAAAUUUAUUCUAUUUACUUAAAAACCAUUUUUGUCAGAGUUAGCCAGUAUUUUUUAAGUAUUUAAAUAUGAAAGUAUAGACAAAAAUGGAGAUGGGAAAAUUAGUAGAGAAGAACUGCUUGAAGUUUAUUCUGGAAUGAUGGGGCUAGAAGCUGCUAGUGAAGAAGUUGAAAAAAUUAUGCGGCAGGUAGAUGCCAAUGGGUCAGGGUAUAUUGAUUAUACUGAGUUUAUUAUGGCAACUGCUCAGAAGGAAAAAAUGAUAAAUCAAAUGAACUUAGAAGCAGCAUUUAAAGUGUUUGAUAGCGAUGGCAGUGGGAAAAUAUCAGCGCAGGAGCUGAAAGCACUACUGGGAAGCGGAGGUGGUGAAAAUGAAACUAUUUGGUGCGAAUUGAUUAAGGAUGUUGAUCAGAAUGGGGACGGAGAAAUUGAUAUUAAUGAAUUUAAAGCAAUGAUGAUGAGCCUUGUAGAGAGCCAUAAGUAA
Messenger RNA from Blepharisma stoltei, 1571 nucleotides. NCBI's taxonomy places the organism in Eukaryota, Ciliophora, Heterotrichea, Heterotrichida, Blepharismidae. The record is from the annotation of a GenBank genome assembly.